Pyrus x bretschneideri (Chinese white pear) is the source of this 1552-nucleotide messenger RNA. Its product is annotated as leucoanthocyanidin dioxygenase. The coding region runs from base 243 to 1316 and encodes 357 amino acids. The record is from RefSeq and is a predicted model, not a curated record. The transcript has 2 exons. NCBI's taxonomy places the organism in Eukaryota, Viridiplantae, Streptophyta, Magnoliopsida, Rosales, Rosaceae.
CUAGCAGCAGUAUUUUCCCUUCUAAGUUUUGUAAACCCAAGUGGAACCAACUACUCAUUUGGUCACGCUACUAUAAAUGCAACGUUACAUUAUCAAUACCCCGUAAACCAUUGCUUCAUCCACCCACCACCAAAAAAGAGUGCAGGGCCUGCAUUGUUAUCGAAAAAAAAAAAAAAAAAAAAAAAACUAGUAAUAUACUAGCUGAGAUAGUAUAUUCUUGUUGUCGAAAGCCAGCUCCAAAAAUGGUGAGUUCUGAUUCAGUGAAUUCAAGGGUUGAGACCUUGGCCGGCAGUGGAAUCUCAACCAUUCCAAAAGAGUACGUCAGACCUAAAGAUGAGCUCGUAAACAUUGGUGACAUCUUCGAACAAGAGAAGAACAACGAAGGGCCUCAAGUUCCCACCAUCGAUUUGAAGGAGAUAGAGUCUGAUAACGAAAAAGUGAGAGCAAAAUGCAGGGAGGAAUUGAAGAAGGCAGCUGUGGACUGGGGUGUCAUGCACCUUGUGAACCAUGGCAUCUCCGACGAGCUCAUGGACAAGGUCAGGAAGGCCGGUAAGGCCUUCUUUGACCUUCCCAUUGAGCAGAAGGAGAAGUAUGCCAAUGACCAGGCCUCUGGUAAGAUUCAAGGAUAUGGAAGCAAGCUUGCAAACAAUGCAUCUGGGCAGCUUGAGUGGGAGGACUACUUCUUCCACUGUGUAUACCCAGAGGACAAGCGUGACUUGUCUAUUUGGCCUCAAACACCUGCUGAUUACAUUGAGGCAACCGCCGAGUAUGCUAAGCAACUGAGGGAGCUAGCAACCAAGGUACUGAAAGGUCUGUCACUUGGCUUGGGAUUGGAUGAAGGGAGGCUGGAGAAAGAAGUUGGUGGACUUGAAGAGCUCCUCUUGCAAAUGAAAAUCAACUACUACCCAAAAUGCCCUCAGCCGGAGCUUGCACUUGGUGUUGAAGCUCACACUGACGUGAGUGCACUCACCUUCAUCCUCCACAACAUGGUUCCUGGCCUGCAGCUUUUCUAUGAAGGAAAGUGGGUCACUGCCAAGUGCGUUCCAAAUUCCAUCGUCAUGCACAUUGGGGACACACUUGAGAUUUUGAGCAAUGGGAAGUACAAAAGUAUACUCCACAGGGGCAUGGUGAACAAGGAAAAGGUGAGGAUUUCAUGGGCAGUUUUCUGUGAGCCACCAAAGGAGAAGAUCAUCCUUAAGCCACUGCCGGAGACCGUGUCCGAGGACGAGCCGGCAAUGUUCCCACCACGAACUUUUGCUGAGCAUAUUCAGCACAAGUUGUUCAGGAAGAGCCAAGAGGCUUUGCUCCCCAAGUGAGGCGGGUUGUGCUAAAUUAUAAUAUUGUUGUGAACUAUCGUACUAAUAAAUCUGUUUAUGGCAUAGUUGGUAUGAUAUCUCUUGGUUUCCAUAGUAUGUGGGUUUUCUUUUUGCACCUGGAUAAGCUACUCCUAUCUGCCUGCUUUGUUGAAUAAUAUUGAUUUUAUGUCCUUGUACCUGUGAUGAAUGGCUAUUGUCAAGUCAAGAUUUCAAUAUAUGGGUACUUUCAUUUUCUA